UACUAUCUGCUGCCACUUUGUAUCUUGUUUAACCGGAGGGAGUGACGUGCAGAGAGAGGCGGGUUACUAUGCAAUAAUUGGGAGCAAGCAGCAUUCACUGUUUGCUGUCCAGAGAAAUCCUAAAUGGGGGGCUGGAUUCCAUCAAAGUGUUCGUCGCACUGACAGCGCUUCAUGUUCAGUACUUGCACGAACUGAAUGGGACCGGACUUUUAAGGAAAUAGAAACGCACAACGUUAAUGCUAUAACUGGAAUCGAGGAAAACAAACGAGAUGAGCGGGGGAGAGAUAGUAUACCAAGGCUGGCUGAGAAAGUCUCCACCGGAGAAAAAACUAAGACGCUAUGCUUGGAAGAAGCGCUGGUUCAUCCUGCGCAGUGGCCGUAUGAGCGGGGACCCAGACGUCCUGGAGUACUACAAGAACGACCACUCCAAGAAGCCCAUCCGCACUAUCGACCUGCAGAGCUGUGAGCAGGUGGAUGCCGGCCUCACCUUCCAGAGGAAGGAGCUCCAGGACAGCUUCAUCUUCGACAUCAAGACGUCCGACCGCACCUUCUACCUGGUGGCAGAGACCAUGGAGGAAAUGAACAAGUGGGUGCGCAGCAUCUGCCAGCUGUGCGGCUUCAACCAGUCAGAGGAGAACCACGAUGGUGGGAGGUCAGUCUUGUCCACGACCCACACCCCCCACUCCUUUGCGUCGGAGCUUAGUGGAUCCAUGGCCCCUCUUAUUGGAGACCGAAAGUCAUCGGUCCCCAUCCACUCCAGCCAACCUGUCCUCUUCACCUUUGACAUGCCGCCACGCCACACCCACAGCUCCUUGUCCAACAGCGCACCACAGGACUACCUCUUCCUCCACCAAUGCCUGAGCAGGAAGACGGAUAGCCCAAGGAGCAGCAGCUUCUCCCAGGCCACGCGGAGCAGCCCGCUGGCAGCCAGUGACUCGGCCAUGCAGAGGGUGCCCCAUGGCUUCGCCCACUGCCUCAACGGCCUGGGCGCCCAGCUGCACGCCUUCUACAGCCUGCCCAAACCGGGCAAGCACCAGCCAGUGCCCCGCUCCGAGCUGGCGCGGGACGCCUGCUACGACCUGCCGAGGGUGCCGGGGCCGGACGGCCCCCUGCGCGGCGGCCUGCCCGAGGCGGAGCCGGAGUCCGAGGAGCUGUACCUCUUCAAGACGCCCAGCAACGCCCUGGCGACGCCGGCCGCUGCCGAUCGCCCGCCCGACAACUACGACUUCCCGCCGGCGCCGGGCUCCUUCUAUCAGGUCCCCCGCAACUUCGACAAGAACCACAACUCCCUGGCGCCAGCCGGGCACGAGUCCCCCGUCGCACCCCCGCCACGCCCCCCGAAACCCAGCCACAGUUCGGAGCCGGGGUGGGGCAGCCCACAGUCGCUCAGCUCGUACAACGGGGACAUGGCCGCUGUUUCCGCCAUCCCCCGCCGAAACACCCUGCCGGCCGUGGAGAACAUCCGCAUCCAUCGAGGUUCGUCCUUUGAGACCAACGAUCGGCAUCAACAAAUCUCCCUCCACAGCUCAGGGCAGUUUGUGGAGUCUGUCAAUGAUGGCUUAAGCUCCUACCUGAGGAAGAAGUCCCCCCUGAACCAUUCAGACAGUGGCGACUCGGAGGACAACUAUGUGCCCAUGAACCCCGGCUUGUCCUCCUCACCCUUCAGCGCCACCCUGGUGGACAGUCCCCAGAGCAACUACAUCCCCAUGAGCCCCGGCCCGCACCACUUCGACUUUCCAGGCUUCUCUGCCACCCUGCCCGCCCGUAGAGGCAGCACCGCCUCCCUGUGUCAUCGACCGGGUCGCCUGAGUGACAUCACCCCGCCGCCCAUCAACCGCAACCUCAAACCCGACAGGAAGUCAAAGCCGACACCACUGGACCUGAGGAGCAACGGCAUCAUCGAUGAGCUGCCAUUCAAGAGCCCGCAGUCCAGGUCCUGGACCAGGCCUGUGCCCAUCGUGAACUCGCUGGCCUCACAGCACUGUCGGCCCAACUCCACACAAAGCAUCACCAGCACUGACUCCGCUGACAGCGAGGAAAACUACGUUUCGAUGCAAAACCCAGCGUCUACCUCACCAGCAGUGAGCAGCACCAGUAGCCCCGCACCCAGAAAGUGCAGGAAUGUGGACUACCUGGCCCUGGACUUUCAGCCUGGCUCUCCAAGCCCCCACAGAAAGCCCUCGACGUCCUCCGCCACCUCGGACGAGAAGGUGGACUACGUGCAGGUGGACAAGGAGAAGACGCAAGCGCUCCAGAACACCAUGCAGGAGUGGACCGACGUCCGGCAGUCCACCGAACCCACCAAGGGCCUCAAGUCCUGACAGCGCUGCGGGACGGCGGGAUCAGCCAGCCCUGCUGUGGAGGUGUGACUGAGCUUGCUCCCGAAAACCA
This is a messenger RNA of Megalops cyprinoides (Indo-Pacific tarpon), 2391 nucleotides long. Its product is annotated as GRB2-associated-binding protein 2-like. Bases 270 to 2321 code for a protein of 683 amino acids. The record is from RefSeq and is a predicted model, not a curated record. The transcript has 10 exons. Lineage: Eukaryota; Metazoa; Chordata; Actinopteri; Elopiformes; Megalopidae.